GAAGUCUGUGCGCACAGCAGAAAGACAGGACCCGCCCCCUCUCCCUGUCAUUCGACCCGCAGCCCCGCUCAGCAUCGGUUGGACUCCUGUUAGUUAAAGCUGCACCAUGUCGGACGAGGGUAAAUUGUUCAUCGGUGGCCUAAGCUUCGAGACAAACGAGGAGUCUCUGGCCGCGGCCUUCGGCAAAUAUGGAACCAUCGAAAAAGUGGAUGUGAUCAGAGACAAAGAAACGGGGAAAUCUCGCGGUUUUGGCUUCGUGAAAUUCGACAACGCAGAAGAUGCCAAAGACGCACAGGACGGCAUGAACGGCAAGACUCUAGAUGGACGGUCAAUUCGUGUAGAUGAAGCAGGAAAGGGUGGACGCUCCAGGGGAGGUUUUGGAUCCGGUGGCCCAAGAGGACAGCGAGGAGGAGGAUUUGGCGGGCGUGGGCGAGGUGGACGAGGUUACUCGAGAGGUGGUGGUGGAGGAUAUAAUGGAGACCGGAGCUACGGUGACAGGAGUUACAGCGACAGAAGCUUCCAUUCUGAAGGGAGGUUUUCUGGCAACCAGUACAGGAAUAGCGGCGGCGGAGGAGGAGGCGGCGGCAGCGGUGGAUACUCAAGCUACAGAGACAAUAGGGGUCAGGGUGGAUACGGCGACCGCGGUACAUCCUACCGUGAUGGAUACGACAGCUAUGCUGCAAACGAGUAAACAUCUCCCUGAUUCAAGAUCAUCACUUGGCUGGCUGUAUUUCAAAGAUGCGCUCCUCAAGAAAAAUGUCCACGUGUUAUUGCUGACCUUAGUUUUGUAGUUCUGUUGUCGUAGCUCAAGCAUCUUAAAAAAAAAAAUGUAGCCAUGAGUUUUGGUCAUUCCUUAACAAACCAUGUUACAAAUUACAGUUCCAGACUCUUACCUUGCUUGAUUGGGCACCUUUAUUCCUCAAAGGUCGUUUGUUAAACUAAAAGGCAUCAGUGUAAUCUGAUUAGUACUCUAAGUCCCAAUUUGAGGACCGAACUGCUCUCCACAUGGCCACUACCAUCGCUGUAGACUUUAUCCAGCACGUAAAGUGUUUCCUGAUUUUGACUCCUUUUUAGUAUUUUUUUUUUUUUUUUUUUUUUUUUAUAUAUAAUAUAUAUAUAUAUAUAUAUAUAUAUAUAUAUAUAUAUAUAUUUAAAUAUCCAAUGGGCUUGUUGUUUUUCCUUUUAAUUAUUUCCCCGCUCAGUCUCUGGCUGACCUACCUCUUGCCAGGUUUUAAAGUGAGGACAGAAAUCCGAAUUACUCGUAAACUAACUUUUGGAGGAUUUUAUGCUAACUUCCUUUUACUAAAAAAACAACAACAAAAAACCUUAGUCUAGCUGAGGCUCCUGUGUUUAAAAAAGUGAAUUCCUUUCAGACUGGUGAACUACACAACCGAAGUGUCCGGCUGUCAUGAAGUUGCAAAUUGCAGCAUGCUACAGUCUGUCCAAGGUAUCUUUUGUGCUCUGCUCAACAUCUGCAUUUUAAAUGUGCUGUAAAAUGGACUAAUCUUGUUUAAGUGAUCGAAAAAAUGUAACUUCGUUUCCCAAAAGUAAUAUCUCAACCGGGAACAGUUUUGUACUUUAUGUUCUUUGUAUGAUCAACAUUUUUUUUUUCUUUGUCAGUUUGGCUUCAUGGAGCCUAUUAAACAGACUGUGGAAAAUAAUCUUGAUUCUUUUGCCUUUCAAAACUACCGCAUGGGGUAAUUUAGUUGACAGCUGUAGGCCCAUGUUACUGUAACUCUGCGUGAGAAUUCAAUUUUUUUUUACCCGCGGCCCUGAAAUUAGUUCUUUGGAGAGCAAUUUGAAAAUUGUCAGUUGUCUAAAUUAUUAAGGCGGGUUACGCUCCAAUUAG
Messenger RNA from Cyclopterus lumpus (lumpfish), 1849 nucleotides. It is a transcript of the gene cirbpa, whose product is annotated as cold inducible RNA binding protein a. The transcript has 7 exons. NCBI's taxonomy places the organism in Eukaryota, Metazoa, Chordata, Actinopteri, Perciformes, Cyclopteridae. Gene Ontology annotation, cellular component: spliceosomal complex. The record is from RefSeq and is a predicted model, not a curated record. Gene Ontology annotation, molecular function: RNA binding. Bases 107 to 691 code for a protein of 194 amino acids. Gene Ontology annotation, biological process: positive regulation of mRNA splicing, via spliceosome.